AUGUAUUACCAAAAAGAACAAAGUAUUACAGGAUCUUUAACAAGAACAAGAAACAAAACACAAACAAAAGCUGGUCAGAAAGAAAAACAACAAGAAUAUAGAGCUUCUAUAAAGAAUAAAGAAAAUGAUAAUGAUGAUAAUAAUAGUGGUGGAGAUAAUAGUAGAGAUGAUAAUAAAGAUGGUAAAAAUGAUGGUGAAGGUGAUAAUAGAGAUGAUAAUGGAGAUGAUAAUAAUGAUAAUGAUAAUGAUAAUAGAGAUAAUAAUAAUAAAAAGAACAAUGAGAAAUAUAGAUUAAAAAAAUAG
Messenger RNA from Dentiscutata erythropus, 303 nucleotides. The record is from the annotation of a GenBank genome assembly. NCBI's taxonomy places the organism in Eukaryota, Fungi, Glomeromycota, Glomeromycetes, Diversisporales, Gigasporaceae.